Messenger RNA from Cyphellophora europaea CBS 101466, 1779 nucleotides. RefSeq lists its product as uncharacterized. Gene Ontology annotation, molecular function: cyclin-dependent protein serine/threonine kinase activator activity. The record is from RefSeq and is a predicted model, not a curated record. Lineage: Eukaryota; Fungi; Ascomycota; Eurotiomycetes; Chaetothyriales; Cyphellophoraceae. Gene Ontology annotation, cellular component: nucleus; cyclin/CDK positive transcription elongation factor complex. Bases 1 to 1779 code for a protein of 592 amino acids. The transcript has 3 exons. Gene Ontology annotation, biological process: regulation of transcription by RNA polymerase II; positive regulation of DNA-templated transcription, elongation.
AUGGACGACGAUCCCAGAAACAUCAACUUCUCGCCCUCAUCAUACUAUACUUGGGGCCAUUCUAUACCAGUCUCUCCACCCUAUAACUAUAGCCAGCCCCGCCGUUCUCAGGCGCCAACUCGACGUCCGCAACCGUCCCUGAUUCCGCCUGAUCAAAACCGUGGAGGCAUCUCCAUCCGUGGUCGAGCAAAUCGAGGUCGAGGCAGAGGGCGCUCCAGCAAUCGCGACAAUCCCAAUCUUAUCGACGUCCAGCCGUUUCGGCGUGGCGGCAGCGCCGAGUACGACCCAUCUAAUCCAUCUCUUGGUGUAGAUGAGCCGGAUGUUAAUGCCAUUCGCAUCAGCGAUGCCCGCAAUCGUCUUCGCGACCGCCUGAAAUCACUAACGCCUGAGACCCGACUCGACUCUGAACCUCGACCAUAUAAGGACGCUGUGCCACCCUUUGAGUCUGCAUCCGAGCCUGAUCCAGACCUCGCACCGAAGUCUCCGCCAAGACAGCAUCCCCUGCAGAAUCUUUUUCAGCAGAUGGCUGCCAACGGGGCUGCGCCCAUCCCAACUGGACCAGCAGCUACCCACGGCCAGAGAACGAGGAGACUUCCAAAUCAUGUGCAAAUUGCAGAUGCGUAUAUCUUCCAACAGACGAUUGAUGAAAGAUUACGGAAAAUCGGUGUCACGCCCGCGAGGGAAGAUGCGCUGAGGCUAGCGGGAGUGCAAUGGAUCGACCAGACGAGAAAGGCGCUUCGGUUACCAGUGAAGACAUAUGACACAGCCUGCGUCUACUACCAUAAAUUCCGUUUGUUCCACGGCGAUAAUGAGUACGCGUUCGUGGACGCUGCAGCAGCUGCGCUAUUCACAGCCUGCAAGAUCGAAGAUACACUCAAGAAGUCGCGCGACAUACUCUGCGCUGCCCACAAUGCUAGAGCUCCCUCGCGCUCUGACCAUCUCUCCCCCGAUGAUCCUUCAUUUGACGCCCCUUCACGCGCUAUAGUGGGGACUGAACGUCUAAUGCUAGAGGCUAGCGGCUUCGAUUUUCGCUCCCGACAUCCGCAGCCACUGCUUGUCAAGUUACUGAAAGCCACCGGCCGCGAGAAAUUAGACGACAUCAGCAAUACAGCGUGGAAGAUUAGUCUUGACCUCUACCGCACACUCGCACCACUCAAGAUGGGUGCUGCCGCCAUGGCGUUCUCUUGCCUGGAGUUGGCCGAGCGAAUGCACGGUUCAUGGACCGACGCCAAGCAGCAAGACACGGAGAGAAGAUACAAGCGCUGGGGUGUCCGCAGAGAAAUGGUUGUGGAGACUCUCCUUGACCUGUUGGAUGUAUACACCUCUCAUCAAAAAUCGACGGCAUUGGGCCCAACACUGCCGUUGGACGCGUUUCUCAAUGUGCGCAUACCACUAAACGAAGAGAGCGCCCGCCGACGUCUGCCGCGCUAUACCGAGUACCACGAAUCCACGCAGCCACGAGGUCCUGAGGAUGGCGGCUAUGGACGUGGCCCAAACGGAAACAUGGCCAAUGGUGGGAACAGUGGUCGAAGUAGCAAAAACACAAGCCCAAAGGAUAUCAGUCCGGGCAACCUGAGCGUACCGGGCACGGGCGGCAGUGGCAGUACAGCUGCCACAGCAGCAAGCACACACCAGACGCCGAGUGAGAGAGGGCCGCAGCAGGGUAUCAGGCAGCGCGUAGGUGACAGGGGAAGGGAGGGGACAGUACGGUUCAUGAUUAAUCCGGAAAGGGAGAGAGAGGAGAAGGCCGUGGUGUCCGAGUACGGCCUACGAACAUGA